Sapajus apella (tufted capuchin) is the source of this 4853-nucleotide messenger RNA. Its product is annotated as carcinoembryonic antigen-related cell adhesion molecule 6-like. NCBI's taxonomy places the organism in Eukaryota, Metazoa, Chordata, Mammalia, Primates, Cebidae. The transcript has 10 exons. The record is from RefSeq and is a predicted model, not a curated record. Gene Ontology annotation, cellular component: plasma membrane; cell surface. Gene Ontology annotation, molecular function: protein tyrosine kinase binding. Gene Ontology annotation, biological process: signal transduction; regulation of immune system process. The coding region runs from base 140 to 2257 and encodes 705 amino acids.
UAAGAAGUGCUCCUGCCCUAGAAGUAGACUCAGGGCAGAGGAAGGACGGACAGCAGACCAACAGUCACGGCAGCCCUGACAAGAGCGUUCCUGGAAACCGAGCUCUUCUCCAUAGAGGACAGAGCAGGCAGCAGAGACCAUGAGGCUCCCCUCAGCCCCUUCCCACAGAUGGCGCAUCCCCUGGCAGAGGCUCCUGCUCAUAGCCUCGCUUCUAACCUUCUGGAACCCGCCCACCAGUGCCCAGCUCACUAUUGAAUCCGUGCCAUCCAAUGCUGCAGAGGGGAAGGAGGUUCUUCUACUCACCCACAAUCUGCCCCAGAAUAUUGCUGGCUUCAACUGGUACAAAGGGCAAAGCGUGGACGGCAACCGUCGAAUUAUAGGAUAUGUAAUAGCAACUCAACUAACUACCCCAGGGCCCGCAUACAGCGGCCGAGAGACAAUAUACCCCAAUGCCUCCCUGCUGAUCCAGAACGUCACCCUGAAUGACACAGGAUUCUACGCCCUGCAAGUCAUAAAGGCGGAUCUUGUGAAUGAAGAAGCAGCUGGCCAGUUCCGUGUAUACCCGGAGCUGCCCAAGCCCUACAUCAACAGCAACAACUCUGACCCCGUGGAGAACAGGGAUGUUGUGGCCUUAACCUGUGAGCCUGAGACUCAGGACACAACCUACCUGUGGUGGGUAAAUGGUCAGAGCCUCCCUGUCAGCCCCGGGCUGCAGCUGUCCAGUGACAACAGGACCUUCACUCUAUUCAAUAUCACAAGAAAUGACACAGGACCCUACGAAUGUGAAACCCAGAACCCAGUGAGUGCCCACCGCAGUGACCCAGUCACUCCGAAUGUCCUCUAUGGCCCGGAUGCCCCCACCAUUUCCCCUCUAGACACAUCUUACAGAUCAGGGGAAAAUCUGAACCUCUCCUGCCACGCAGCCUCUAACCCACCUGCAGAGUACUCUUGGCUUGUUAACGGAACAUCACUCCAGAUAAACACACAGGAGCUCUUGAUCCGCAACAUCACUGUGGAUCACAGCGGAUCCUAUAUGUGCUAUGUCCAAAACUCAGCCACUGGCCUCAACAGGACCACAGUCAAGAUCAUCACAGUCUCUGAGCUGCCCAAGCCCUACAUCACCAGCAACAACUCCAGCCCUUUGGAGGACGAGGAUGCUGUGGCCUUAACCUGUGAACCAGAGACUCAGAACUCAACCUACCUGUGGUGGGUAAAUGGUCAGAGACUCCCUGUCAGCCCCAGGCUGCAGCUGUCCAGUGACAACAGGACCCUCACUCUACUCAGAGUCACAAGGAAUGACGCAGGACCCUAUGAGUGUGGAAUCCAGAACCAAUUGAGUGUUGACCGCAGUGACCCAGUCACCCUGAAUGUCCUCUAUGGCCCGGAUACUCCCAUCAUUUCCCCCUCAUACAGCCAUUACCAUCCAGGGGUAAACCUCAACCUCUCCUGCCAUGCAGCCUCUAACCCACCUGCACAGUAUGCUUGGCUGAUUGAUGGGAGCCUCCAGCACAACACAGGAGAGCUCUUUGUCUCCAACAUCACUGAGAAGAACAGUGGACUCUAUACCUGCCACGCCAAUAACCUGGCCACAGGCCGCAACAGGACCACAGUGAAGACAAUCACAGUCUCCGCGGAGCUGCCCAAGCCCUACAUCAACAGCAACAACUCCAACCCCGUGGAGAACAAGGAUGUUGUGGCCUUAACCUGUGAACCUGAGACUCAGAACUCAACCUACCUGUGGUGGGUAAAUGGUCAGAGCCUCCUGGUCAGUCCCAGGCUGCAGCUGUCCAGUGACAACAGGACCCUCACUUUACUCAGCAUCACAAGGAAUGACAAAGGACCCUAUGAGUGUGAAAUCCAGAACCCAGUGAGUGUAAACCGCAGUGAUCCCGUCACCCUGGAUGUCUUCUAUGGCCCGGACACCCCCAUCAUUUCCCCUCCAGACUCAUCUUACCGUUUAGGAGCAAACCUCAACCUCUCCUGCCACUCGGCCUCUAACCCACCCCCGAAGUAUUCUUGGUAUAUCAAUGGGACGUCGCAGUCAAACACACAAGUGCUCUUCAUCCCCCAAAUCACUUCAAGUCAUAACGGGGUCUACGCCUGUUUUGUCUCUAACUCAGCGACUGGUCGCUAUAAUUCUACAGUCAAGAAAAUCACAGUCUCCGUACCAGACAAUUCAAUUGUCUCAGCUGGGACCACUGUCAGCAUCAUGACUGGAGUGCUGGCCGCGGUGGCUCUGACAGCAGCCCUGGUGUAGUUUCUGCAUUUCAGGAAGACUGGUAGACAGCUGUGAUUCUUCCUUAAAGCAUUUGCAACCAGCUACAGUCUAAAAUUGCUUCUUUGUCAGGGAUAUUUAUAGAAAAGACUCUGGCCUGUACUCUGGAAUACAAGUUUCUGAUAAUAUACAGAUCAUAUCAUUGGACUGUCUGAGAAUUUCCAAAACUUUAAUGAACAAACUGAUUGCUUCAUGAAACCGUCCACCAAGAUCAAGCAGAGAAAAUAAUUGAUUUCACAGGACUAAAUGAACUAAUGAGGACAAUAUUUUUAUGAUUUUUUAUUUGAAAUUUUGCUGAUCCUUUAAAUGUCUUGUUUCCCAUAUUUCAGGAAAGAUUUUUUUAAGUUAUCCAUAGCUUACAGCAAUUUGAUAAAAUAUACUUUUGUGAAUAAAAAUGGAGACGUUUACAUUUCCUUCCUACGUGACUGCUCCAGACUUGGGAAACUAUUUAUGGCUGUUUAUAUUGCAUGGUAAUAUAAUUAUUGCACAAGUUCAAUAAAAAUCUGAUUUUUUUAUAACAGAAUACAUUUGAAAACAUUGGUUAUAUUACCAUUCUAUUGACUAGAAUGUCAUAUUUUAGGAUAUACAGAGAAUAAGCCCCUAAGUACCGCAGACAAAGUCUGGAGUCAGCCUUAGUUUGGCUUCCUAGUGUCAAGAGGUUUCUAAGUUUAAUCUGAGAUUCCUUAUAAAAACUUCCAGCAAACCAAACCUUUAAAAAGUCUAUGUGGUCAGUCUCCACUGUUGCUGCAGUUAUAUGAAAAGAAUGAGGCCAAGUUUGAUGAGAAUAAACUUAUUUUGCAAACAAAUUUGCCUUACUGGGAUUAUCUUUGGUAGAAAGAGAGAUGCCUAUGGAGAGAAAUUAUAUUGAAAAGAAAAACUAUAGUACACCUGUUAUGAGACUGUCGCUUUGUACAUUGUUACGGAGCUUCUAUUAUCCACCUGUAGACUAGAGUGGACCCUGAAUUCUUCCAGUGUCUCAAUCCCAUUUUCUCCCAUGGAAUCGCUAAGAACAAAAUCUGCUCUGUUCCUGAAGCUCUGUAAGCUAGAGAUGGACAACACAACAUAAAUUUCAUGGGAAAACACUCGUGCCUAAGGUGUGGGCCACUCAGAGUUCACCAAUAAGUUCAACGCCGUAACGACAGAGACUGAAACUGCACACCAGGACAAGAAGUUGACAACUUUGCACUGUGGACAGCUUUCCCAAGACAUCAGAACAAGACUUCCCGUCAUGAUGAGGCUCCUACCCUGCUUAAUUUGUCUUUGCUCAUGCCUGCCUCUUUCCCUUGGCAGGAUAAUACUAUAAUUAGAAUUUCAUAGGAAGUAGCUUCUGAAGGCAGCUUAACAGAGUGUCAGAUCUAUCAUGCCACCCCCAAAUUUUUACAUAAGAGAUCCUUUAGUCCACUCAGUGGCUGCCAUUAGCAGCAUCUUUAACCCAACUCUUUGUUCAAAUGUACCACGGUCCCUUUUAGAGUUACACUUUUGGACUCACUUGUUCUCACUCCCUGCUUUAAUGUAACCCAGCCACGAGAUGCUAGAUAAUGGAAUUGCUUCCUACUAGCUGAACAGGACGAAGUCUGUGCUGUUUCUGACGCUUUCUGUUUAACAUAGAUAAAUACAGAGACUCAGUUGCAGAAAUUAACAAACGUGCUGCUUGGUUAAAAUGGGUAGACUCCUCCGGCUCAUUCUUUGAUCUAUUCCAUUUUAGUUGGUUUGCAUCUUGCCUAAGGUGCACAUCCCAAACUCUUGGUGUUAUCCUCCUGAUAGUCACGCCAGUAGUCUCCCUGGUGUGCCGUAUUCUCUAAAAGCUUUAAACGUUUCCGUGCAGCUGUCCCUCAAAUGUCAAAUCGUAUCUCUUUGGCUGGAAUGACAAGACUCAAAGGAAUGAGGGAUCAGGAGGACAUCAUAACCUAUGAAUGAUGGAAGCCCAAAAUGAUGGUAGCUGAGAAUAAUGUCAGUGCUUUAAGUUUUGGUCGCACUUCACCUAAAUGAGAGCAUAGAGACUCCAGAACAGGGCCACUGAUGCUAAAUGUUACGUACUCCAACUGAAAUUUUAAGAAAGCAGAUAGAUCCCAAAACAGACCAAUUAAAAAAAAAAAAAGGAGAUUCCAAUCUACUUGAGUUAACAUAAGAAGGAAGUCCCCUUUGCUUUUAUUUUUAUAAAAAAGUAAUCUGAAUUAACCUGAUGUUAACCAAUCUAUUUAUUUCCACUGCUCUUUUCUUGUUCAAAUUUGACAAACUCACUGUUCUGUUAUUGUAUUGCUCAGGGGGAGCUAUCGCUGUAUUUUUAAAGGGGAAGCUGCCUUAAAUUAUAAAUCCUAAAUAAAAGCCAAUUUGAUGUACAACUGAAUGUGUUGUAACUUUGUUUUAUGAUACACAUUCACAGCCAGUGAUGGCCAGUGGAGUCACUCAGACUUCGUCAUUCUCACCCUGACCCUCCUGCCUUCCUCUUUCACUUACAAGAACCCUUCUGAUUACACUGAGCCCACCCAGAUUAUCCAGAAUAACCCCCCAUCUCAAGAUUCUUAAAUUCAUCUUAUCUGCAAAGUCUUUUUGCAAAAUAAAGUUAACAUGCACUGGC